UCUGGUGUGUGUAACAGUGUUUUUUUAGGUUGUAAGUUGUUGGUGUUGAGACUCUUUUGAGAGCAUAUACUUAGAGUUGUGUAUGGUCAACUGAAGUAUUGUGAUAUGGAAAAAUGACCAGCUUCAAUCCAAGCUCAUGGAAAAACAUUUUGACAAUAUACAGAAACCCGAGGCUAAAACUGUUGCACCAACAAUGCAAAGGCCAGCUAAGACAAUUACAUCUCACUUCGAAAUGUAACCAAUAUUCCCAGAAGGGCAAUGAAAAGAGCUCGUUUUUUCAAUUACUCUUUAAUAAUUUAAAGCAACAUAUGAACAAAGCAAAAAGCCGGCACCAAAACAGAUGGCAAUACUAUUGGUCAAGCCAAAGCAGGCUCGCAGAAUCACUGUAUCAUUAUUUAUACCCUAAACGUCCAGUGUACUUCAUUGCGGGUGCUGCAUGCUCAUUUUCAUGGGACAAAAAUGGGAUCACUGAUGCAGAAUUGGAUGAGCAUGUGAAUGAAUUGUACAUGCUGAAACAAGAUCCGGUUGACAACCAAUCCUGUGUAAACGCAAACGAACAAGAAUUUAACACCCCGAGUUACUGGGAGAUGAUAUUAGACAAACCAGACAUAAAGAUUUGGAGAUUACCAUACAAAGACACAGAGUUUAUGCAGUACAAAGUGUUUGGAAGAUUCAAGGACGUUACCGCACGCCAGUUUUUUACCAUACAGGUUGAUGAUAUUUAUCGUAAAAAGUGGGACGACCAUGUACUAAGUAUUAAUGUUUUGGAAAGUAACCCCAAAAAUGGAGAGAAGGUUGUUCAGUGGGUUUCACAUUUUCCGUAUCCAUUCAAUCCAAGGGAGUAUGUAUACGUACGACGAGCUAAGGAAUCCCUGAGUAUGUGGAGAAACUGCACACAGCUGCAAAGAAUCUAAACCGACAGUUUCCAGCAAAAAUAACCAACAAUUUUUCCGAAAUGCAUUAUGAAAUAUCAACCUUUGAUUCAAGAAGAAUUCAAAAGUCAAUGUAAUUUACACUCCCAAAUGUCUCUUAAAAAAUACUGUGUUCACUACUUUAAACUAUACAUUUAAACAUCUGUCCGAUAUUAUAACCCCAGGUGCCUGUAUACAAAGGUGUGCUGUGUGUAUUUGUUUGGUUACUUGUUCCGCCCGUAUGUAUUUGUUCUACAACUCAACCUGUUUCCGCUUUGAUUCAAGUACAACUUAUUUUCUACAU
This is a messenger RNA of Ciona intestinalis (vase tunicate), 1215 nucleotides long. NCBI's taxonomy places the organism in Eukaryota, Metazoa, Chordata, Ascidiacea, Phlebobranchia, Cionidae. The record is from RefSeq and is a predicted model, not a curated record.